GCCGAGUCUAGCGCCAACUCCCCGAGCAGGGCUCCAGCCUGAUUGGAGAGAACACCCGGGGGACGCCCCUUCAGAAAGAUCCUGAUUGGCCGGAUUGUAAAAAUAUGUUUCAGGGCGCCAGAAUAGAAGCUUUAGCGCCUAGUGGAAUCUCCAGGCAGUAGAGAGGCAGUCAGUGUUGGCACGUAGCUGGUGGUGGGCUCCGGGGGCGACAGCAUCAGCUUGAAUGCGGGGUUCCUCUUUCCCCUCCAACGAUCCCCAAUGCACCUCAGACGCGGCAGUGGCUUUGGAAGCGCCGAAGCGAAGGCAUCCCUUUGAGAAGACAGGGAAGAAAGUCGCAGGAAAAAUAGAAAUGAAUUGUUUAACUCUGAAAGACUUGGUUAGUCCAAGACACACGAAGAUGAAUUUUACAGAUGAAGAUGGGGGAAAUGCACAAAAGGAAAACAUAUUUGAUCGACCUAAAAUGACUCCAAAGACUCCUAUGAAAAAUGAACCCAUUGAUUUAUCAAAACAAAAAAACUGCACCCCUGAGAGAAAUCCAAUUACACCUGUUAAACUGAGUGAUAAGCCCCUGACAGAUCCGUGGACGCCCACAGCUAACCUGAAGAUGCUUAUUAGUGCUGCCAGCCCUGACAUGCGGGAUAGGGAAAAGAAGAAAGAGCUUUUCAGGCCUAUUGAGAAUAGUGAAUUUGGUGGUGCUUUUCCUGAUUCCUUGCAGUGUGAUGCUGUAGAUGAUGGAAUAGCAGAUGACUAUGAAAAGCAGAGACCCAGCAGAAAGCAGAAAAGCUUAGGGCUGCUGUGCCAAAAGUUUUUAGCUCGUUAUCCCAGUUACCCACUAUCAGCAGAAAAAACAACAAUUUCUUUGGAUGAAGUGGCUUCUAGUCUUGGAGUUGAACGGAGGCGAAUUUAUGACAUAGUGAAUGUCCUGGAGUCCCUUCAUCUUGUUAGCCGAGUGGCUAAGAACCAGUACUGUUGGCAUGGUCGGCAAAGCCUGAGUCAGACUCUGAAAAACCUCCAAGAAAUAGGAGAACUGCAAAAAUAUGAAGAACUGAUGACUUAUUUCCAGCAUAAAGAAAUAGACCUUGAGUGUAGAUUUGGAGAACACAAAAGAGAGACCUUUAUAGAUUUCCAAGACAGACAGUUGCUUGACUUCUCAGAGACAGAUUGUCCGUCUGCAUCUGCAAACAGCAGAAAGGACAAGUCGCUGAGGAUUAUGAGCCAAAAAUUUGUCAUGCUGUUCCUUGUCUCCAAGACCAAGAUAGUCACUCUCGACGUAGCAGCAAAAAUAUUGAUAGAAGAAAGCCAGGAUACUGCAGAUCACAGCAAGUUUAAAACAAAGGUACGAAGGCUGUAUGAUAUUGCCAAUGUCCUAACAAGCCUGGGGCUCAUAAAGAAAGUUCAUGUAACAGAAGAAAGAGGUCGUAAACCAGCCUUCAAAUGGAUUGGGCCUGUGGAAUUCAGUGGUGAUUGUGGUGAUCUAAAGGUGGACAAUUUAACCUGUGCCUCUUUGAAUGAAUUGAAAAGGGGGAUCUGCGUUCCGCACCUAGCUUGUUUUAAUGGGAAAGAGCGUCUCUCAAGGCAUGCUUCUUUUAACAACACUCAGACUUCCAAAGUGGUCAAGAGGAAGGUCAGCUCUGAACCCAGCAGUCCUCACAGGGGGAGGCAAGAUUGCUGCUCAAAAAUGAUAAAUCUGACAUCAGUUUGCUGCCAGAAGAUGGAUGAUAAAAGUAAAGCUUUUGGCACUGAAAGAACCAAAACCCUAGGCAUAAUUUCUCCCUUCCCCGUUCUUCCUGUUCCUGGAGAUUCAGGCUAUUGCCUUAAAACCUUGCCUCACCUAUCAACAAAUGCCUGCACAGAUCAGCCACAUCUCUCUCUACCAAAUGAAAUGAAUGAUCAAGCUCCACCACUGUCUGGUCCAUCAGCUUCCAGAACUGAGAUCGGGAAAGCCACUGUGCUUCCCAAUCAAUCUCUUGUUUACUUGCAAUCUCCAUCUCUAUAUAUGCUGUGUGGGAAUCUUCAUGAAAGUCUUACAUCUAUGGAGGAUAAGGGAAUUAUGGGCUUUCAGACUUCACUUCAGCUGCCAGAAACUACUGAAUCUCCACUUGACUGUCGUAAGCGCAGUUCCCAAAAGUGUGCUUCCCCUGCUGCAGCUGAAGAGGAACCUACUGCUAAAAGGCAAAGCAUGGAGCAAAAUGACAGGCCCAUUUCAUUGGUGCUAUCUAAGAAGACUACUAAACCAAUGGAUCCAGAAGCUUCCCCAGAUCAUAACUGCAAUUCCAUUGACCAGUUAAGAACUUUGCAGGUUGAAUCAGAAACUCCUUUUGUUGUGGAAACUUCUAUAAAGGAGACGGCAAAAUCCUUAGAAACUCAAGAGCAAGAAAAGCCAUAUAGGAGUAAAGUUCUCAAAGAAAACAUGAAUGAAAAUGAACAGGUGUCUCAAGAAAAUGGCAAACAAUCUGUCUUACCGCAGUAUCUUUACGUCCAACCUACAUCAGGAUUGAACAGUUUUAAUUUCCUGUUUCCUGCCAACCAGUCUCCUGAUCCAGUCAGCCUCCCUCCAAGCCGUUUGCCUUCGCUUAGUGUUCCCUGCGUGGUGGUCCCAUCUCCUGCAUUGGCGUCUUUCCCUCUUAUCUGUUCUCCAGCAGUCACAAGUCAGCUUUCUUCUUCUUCUGCUGGCUCUUUCCCAAACAUCACCUGUAUGAAUUUCAGCAUGCCUGGCCUGACAUCUACUGCACCGGUAUUCAUUGGGACCCCAGCAGUUAUUACUCCGAAUUCACCACAGCUAUCAACUCUGGACCCAUGCCAGCAGGUUAAUUCAUCUAUGCACCUGAACCCCAUGCUAGGAUCUGCUUGCAGCUCUGUUAAAGCAGACUCAUCAGCUUGCAUGGGCCACCAUCUCACCCUUCUCAAAUUGCAGCAGCCUUCUUCAGCGCCCCUGACACCUAAAAGCAUUCGUCCUGUACACCAAGAAACAUUUUUCAAGACCCCUGGCAGCCUUGAAGAUCCUGUUGCGUGGCGGAAAAAUGAAGGCAAUCAGAGCAAAACUGCUAGUUCUGUUCAAAGAAGACUAGAAAUCUCUAGCAUCAGCUCUGACUAAUCCAGCUCUUUGCAAGAGGUGUGGGCAACUUAGAAUAUAGCCUCAUAUGCUACAGACAUAGUCAGUUAUUACAUUAAAGUGUAAUAAAGGAUACAUAAAACUGUCAUUCCCUUUGUACCAUUGCUCACUAAGCAUUUACAUACAGUUUUGUUAACUUUCUUACUUAUAAAUAACUCAGACUAAACUAAUAUAAAUACCAGUUGGGAAUCAAAUUAUGUGCAUGCUGAUCUAAAGAAGUCUCAGUCUGUAUAUUUGGCAUUUAGAAAAGAAAUUUUACUUGAGAGAAGAAAUCUUAACAGGUUUACCAUGUCUGUUUAAAAAGCCCCCCCUCCCCAAAAAAGGGAGCUGGCCAGCACUUAUGGAGGGGUAACACUCUUUACAAAUACUUUAUAUGUCCAGAAUGAGGGAGGGAGGGCCUCUAAACAAAGUGAUGUAGUAGCUGCUUCUUUACUAGAGAAGCACAAUUUAGCAAAAAGUAUUUGAAAUUGCAAAGCUUUUGCAGAGUACUUGAAUGUGAUCAACUGAUAUACUAUUUUUGCUGCACUUGUUAAUCAAAAGUCUAAUAACUUACAGAAUGAAUGUAUUCAUGUGACAAACUUUUCAGACCAAAAUAACUGUGAAUUUGAAACUUCAAUAGGAUGUGUUUUAAUGAA
Molecule: messenger RNA, 3747 nt
Organism: Heteronotia binoei (common prickly gecko)
Lineage: Eukaryota; Metazoa; Chordata; Lepidosauria; Squamata; Gekkonidae
Gene: E2F7
Product: E2F transcription factor 7
Exons: 13
Coding region: 224-3094 (956 amino acids)
Biological process (GO): regulation of transcription by RNA polymerase II
Cellular component (GO): RNA polymerase II transcription regulator complex
Molecular function (GO): DNA-binding transcription factor activity, RNA polymerase II-specific; RNA polymerase II cis-regulatory region sequence-specific DNA binding
Source: RefSeq, a predicted model, not a curated record